Messenger RNA from Caenorhabditis sp. 36 PRJEB53466, 2916 nucleotides. Lineage: Eukaryota; Metazoa; Nematoda; Chromadorea; Rhabditida; Rhabditidae. The record is from the annotation of a GenBank genome assembly.
AUGUAUCACAUGCUCCCCUAUUCGUACCGACCGCAGGCGAACUACUCACGUGCCCAACAUGGCGAGUUUCAAAAUUUGGUCGACGGACUCGUCAACAAAGUAAGAACUGCCCUCUUCUCUGUGUCGGAAAAAUCAAUAAACGUCUGUUUGUUCAGAUUCUCGGUGAAACAGAGAUUGUCGACGCAGAAAGCCCAAAUGGCCGCAAACUGUUCAAUUCAAUUGACACGUUCUUCUCUUAUGGGUACGUGGAAGGCAAGGAUUCCCUAUUAAUUUCCGGUCGAUUUUUGCAGACUACUCACCGGUGAUGGCACGUAUUGGCGUUGCAUCAGAAACUUUCUGCCACGUGCCGAGCAAAGAAUGCUGGUUGCCGAGUGUGGUAACGCCAAUGAUCGUUUCCUGUCCAUCGGAUGGUUGAAGACGUCUUUUAAUAAGGGAACCCUUCAUUUCAUGUUGCUGGCCCUUAAUAACCAGAGUAACAAGUGAGUGCCUAGCGGAAAUAAUGAAACUUUCACCUAGUUAUCGCCACAUUUGCCAACACACAUAAAACUCGGGGUUUUCAGAACUUACCUGACGAGAUACUACCACGUCAACGCUUGUAUUCGCAACUCGGGACUGUUGGAGGCUAUCACUCAGUUCAUCGGAAAACUUCAACCGAUUCAGUUUGCUUUCUAUGUAAGUUAACGUACCAUUUUUAAGCAAUCGUGUGCACACUUACGACCUCAACUCAACCCUAUUGCAGAGCACACGACAGCUUAGAGCUGAACCAGCGCCGGCAGCGGUGAUUGACACUGCUCCGGUGCAAAUAUCUUCUCGUGCAGCUGCUCGCCAGCGCAAACUUACUGAAAAAGAAGCUUCAAACGACACGGUGCCCAACAUCAUCCCAACAGAAAUCCCAACUAUCAUCUCGCAGGCCAUUGACCAAGAUGUGCUUCUCGAUGAGCUUGUGCGUAAUCGUCACAAUCGUCUUAAUACUGACCUCUAUGAGAAUCAAACUACUGAAAAUGGCGAAGCUUGUGUUCCGCACACGUCCACUGAAGAGGAAAAACUUGAGGAUGUGAUGACAAAGAAGAUGUCCGCGGCUAACAUGGAAUCUAUGAACCCGGAUGGGAUCGAGGAAAUACUUGCUAACGAGGAGCCGGAAGAGGAGGAAGAAAUCGAUUACAAUCUGGCGGAUGGAGAGUACCAGUAAGUACCCAAUACAAUUAAAUCAUAGUAAAUCCAAACAUAAAACUUUCCAGAAUGAGCCAAGGAGAUGUCCUCCAUUUGGCGAUCAACGUCUUUGAGAAAUCUUCUGAGAAGAUUAUUGAAUCGUUCACAGCUAUCGAGAACUUCCACUCGGAAAACAGAAGAAUCCGCUAUUUUGUGAUGACUAACUACAAUCUGUAUGUGUUCAAGUUCCGCGUGCAUAGCGAGAACUACCUGCCUGGAAAAGUCACAAACUUGUCAUGCCAUGGAUUCUUCAUUCCAAUGGUUCGGAUGCCGCACGACCGUAUUAAAACUAUCAAGGUACAGAAGCAGACAAUAGUUAUUGGAUGCUAACAAUUGACCAUAAAUUUAAUCUUUGGGCCGGGCCGCUCCAUAGAAAUUCCCAAGACAACUGGGCCUAGUGACAACGAGGCAAUUGACUGAAUCAGUAUCACACGACGAAACUCGAAACAAAUUAAACAUAAAUGUCGCCCUAUAAUAAUUGAAAUGAAUAAUGGGAAAAGGAACUCGGAUAAUAAUUUGUUUUCAGAUAAGCAUUGACAAUCUAUCGUUUAUGUUGGAAGCAAACGAAGACGGAUUCGCUCACUAUUUUCAAAAUGAGGAGAGCGACGACAAGACUGUUUUCUCGUACACUGCUGCAAUGGCCGGAUUGGAAAGUGGAGCACAUAUGAUCAACUCGCUGAUCAACGUAUGUGAAACACAUUGGGAUUGUUCGUAUUCAUAAUAUUUCAGGUGGUCGAGCACAGCAGCCGAUCAAUUAGCGUUCGUGCGGAGAUCGAUGAUCACAUUGGAUACAUGUGCAUGCUCCAGCCGAACCUUGAGAAGCAACUCGGAAGAGUAAGUGUAAAACUCAAUACACCGUUAUAAUUUUCUAUGAUUCCAGCCGGUCGAUGUUCGUUCCGCGUCUCUUUGCUUCUGGUACGAGCAGCCGCGUGAGGAGAGAGAACAGACAACAGCUACCAUGUCUGGAUACUUGUUCAAGUCUAUCGUGAACACUUGGAUUAAGACCACUGACGAAGCGGAGCACAAGUACUGCGUGAUUGGGGGCAACAAAAGCUUCCACAUCUUUGUCGAUUCCAACUGCAAGGAAGAGGACGAGGAAUUGGUUAUAGACCUCAGUGCCGUCCAGCUGAUUGCAUCCGGAAGAGUAACAUUCCAGCUAAAAGGAGCUCAGGGCAACUUCGAGUUUGAGUGCAGUACGCAGGAGGAAUGCACGGAAUGGGUGAAAACGUUGACGUCUAUCACUGAGAAUAAGUACGGCCCGCCGUACAUAACGGCGUGUCUGGCUGUGCUCACAGAGUCCACCAUUGCGUUGGUGCAGGAAGGCGAAAAGUUCUGGACCGAUGGUUUCCUGCGUCUUCUCAACGAGUUGCAAGGAGAUCGACUUUGCCAAACCAUCUUGGUCUAUCCGCCAAAAAACAAAGCAAACUAUUUUUUCGGACGCUCUCCAGCUCUUUGCUUGAUUUCGAAUGAUGAAACUAUUCACUAUCUGUUUGUCCGCUUUGCCAGCGAGCUUGAACGCCUCGCAGUUGCUAUCCAGGCCACGUUUGGUAUUCAAUAUGAGAAGCUGGAAGAUGAAAUAAUGGAAGUGAGUAUUAGAGUGGGGAUUUUAUUCAUAUCCUCAUCGCAAACCUUAAAAUAUUUCAGACUCCUCUCGGAAAAACAAUCAACAACGUGUGCUGUUGUGCCAAAGACCUUUGGCCCGUGUAA